Molecule: messenger RNA, 1791 nt
Organism: Hypanus sabinus (Atlantic stingray)
Lineage: Eukaryota; Metazoa; Chordata; Chondrichthyes; Myliobatiformes; Dasyatidae
Exons: 2
Coding region: 96-1280 (394 amino acids)
Biological process (GO): positive regulation of mRNA splicing, via spliceosome
Cellular component (GO): spliceosomal complex
Molecular function (GO): RNA binding
Source: RefSeq, a predicted model, not a curated record
CCUUCUCUUCCUCUUUGUCUGGUGCAGUGAAGGGCUGGACGCCAUUUUAAGCUCCCCUGUCAGCGAGUGAGGUGCGCAGUCAGCUCGUUAUUAACAUGUCGGAUGAGGGGAAACUAUUUGUCGGCGGCCUUAGCCUCGACACGGACGAGCAGGCCCUGGAAGAACACUUCUCCAAAUACGGGCAGAUCACCGAGGUGCGAGUUAUUAAGAACCGAGAGACCAUGGCGUCCCGUGGUUUCGGCUUCGUAACUUUCGACAACCCGGAGGACGCCAAGGACGCUUUGCAGGCCAUGAACGGCAAAUCUGUCGACGGCCGCCAGAUCCGAGUGGGUCAAGCAGAGAAGAAGAGGGGAGGUGGUCGUGGUUACGGUGGAGGUCGAGGCGGCGGCGGCGGAUAUGGUAACCGCAGAAGAGGCGGUGGUUACUGGGAUAACGAGCGGAGCAGCUAUGGCGGAGGAGGCCGGUACGACCAGAGCGAGCGUGAUGGCUACUUGGGUGGGUACCGGAGCCAGAGCCAGAGCAGUUACAACAGCUACGGAAGCCGCUAUAACCGAGACUAUGACUGCACAUGGGCACCACUUUCCAGGAGGAUCAAACAGCUCGGAAUGGAGGUUGAACAACUGCGAACCGACAAGAUGGCGGGCGGGCGGGAGCGGACUGCGGUCGGAGGGAAGAUCUCGCGCAGUUGUGGCGCGGAAAGACCCACCUGCCGUGCGAUUGGCUGGUGUCCACAGAGCCUGGCCAAUGGAGCAGCGGCUUGGGGGCUGGUGGGCGGAGCGAGCCGAGCUAGAGUCGAGCUGCAGCCGCCACCGAAGGAGCAGACCGGGAACACGAGAGCGGAGAGAACACGCACCAGCACCAUGUCUGAGGAAGGAAAGUUAUUCAUCGGCGGCCUCAACUUUGAGACGGACGAGCAGGCGCUCGAGGAGGUGUUCUGCAAGUACGGGCAGAUCUCCGAGGUGCGUGUUAUCAAGGACAGGGACACACAAACGUCCCGUGGCUUCGGCUUCAUCACCUUCGAGAACCCGGGUGAUGCCCACGAUGCAAUGCAGGCGAUGAACGGCAAGUCUCUGGAUGGCCGCCAGAUCCGGGUGGACCACGCUGAGAAGAAGACGGGAGGCGGUGGCGGCUACGGCGGAGGAGGACGAAGUUACGGCCGCGGGCGAGGCGGCGGAUACGGUGCCCGGCAGUAUGACACGAGGGACAACUUCUACCGCCAAGAUAACUACACCCGAGGCCGAGGCGCCUACAAUUAUGGAAGCCGCAACACCUACCAGUGACUUGCGUGUGUGUACCCGGCCUGAAACCGAGGCCCACUUCUCUCCCUCCCCCACCCUUUACUUAACACCCUACUGAGGGAGGAGGAGCGGGGAGGCGGAAGGUUCCUGUCCACGAGUCCCGUCCCGCCAUUACAGGACUGCCUCUGUUGGUGCCAAACGCCUCUCCCCUCUUAUGCUCCACUCGCUUUCCUGCUCCACCCUCUCCUUUGUCCGUCGCGAAGUUUUAUAGCUUAAAAGUUCAGCCAGUUUGUAACUUAAAAGACAUUUUUUUACUUUGAAUUAACGCGGAGGAAGUUGUGGCGGGCGGUAGAUGUGCGUAGUGACCCAGCGCCUCUGUGGCGUUGAAGCAGUCUGGUCUCUUCUAAUGGUGAAAAUGUGUCGUUUGAGAAGCAAAAUCCCGCUUUCCGAAGCCUGGGUACUUUAUUUACUUAAGACAAAUUAUUUUGAUGGAAAGCUGAACACGUUCUGUAUGAAAUUCUUUGCAAAGUGAGAAAUUAAAAAUGGAAUUGAA